Apaloderma vittatum (bar-tailed trogon) is the source of this 478-nucleotide messenger RNA. Its product is annotated as pantothenate kinase 2, mitochondrial-like. The annotation marks the transcript as partial. The transcript has 4 exons. Gene Ontology annotation, molecular function: ATP binding; pantothenate kinase activity. The record is from RefSeq and is a predicted model, not a curated record. Lineage: Eukaryota; Metazoa; Chordata; Aves; Trogoniformes; Trogonidae. Gene Ontology annotation, biological process: coenzyme A biosynthetic process. Gene Ontology annotation, cellular component: cytosol; nucleus.
CCUCGGAGGGGGAACCUUCUUUGGCCUCUGCUGCCUCCUUACCGGCUGCUCCACCUUCGAAGAGGCCCUGGAGAUGGCGUCGCACGGAGACAGCACCAAAGUGGACAAACUGGUGCGGGACAUUUACGGAGGAGACUACGAGCGCUUCGGGUUGCCCGGCUGGGCUGUAGCGUCCAGCUUUGGCAACAUGAUGAGCAAGGAGAAGCGGGAAUCUGUCAGCAAAGAGGACCUCGCGAAGGCCACUUUAAUUACCAUCACUAAUAACAUUGGCUCCAUAGCACGGAUGUGUGCGCUUAACGAGAACAUUAACCGCGUGGUGUUCGUUGGCAAUUUCCUCCGGAUCAACACGAUCUCGAUGAGGCUUCUGGCGUACGCUUUGGACUACUGGUCGAAGGGACAGUUAAAAGCACUUUUCCUGGAACACGAGGGUUAUUUCGGUGCAGUCGGUGCUCUCCUGGAGCUCCUGGACUCAGCCUGA